Molecule: messenger RNA, 2561 nt
Organism: Mytilus trossulus (common blue mussel)
Lineage: Eukaryota; Metazoa; Mollusca; Bivalvia; Mytilida; Mytilidae
Product: toll-like receptor 4
Exons: 1
Coding region: 216-2444 (742 amino acids)
Biological process (GO): immune response; toll-like receptor signaling pathway; inflammatory response
Cellular component (GO): plasma membrane
Molecular function (GO): protein binding; transmembrane signaling receptor activity
Source: RefSeq, a predicted model, not a curated record
UAAAUACAAAAGAAAUUUGUACUAUAAAGGUAGAUCCGAAGUCAAAAAGAUCAAAGGCUGAUUGUCGAAACAAAAACUUGACGAGUGUUCCAUUGGACUUACCAGCUGAUAUCAAUGUACUCGAUUUAGCGGAAAAUUUUAUUACGUUUGUUAAUAACUCUGAUUUCAAACAAUUUGUAGUACUUUCGGAAAUCAAUUUGAACAACAACGAAAUUAUGGCCCUAGAUACGCACGCAUUUGAUUUACCUUUCCUAACGAAAUUGCUAUUGUCAAACAAUCAUCUUAAUGUAUCGGAUUCUUAUUCAGAGAAAGUGUUCCAUUCAUCAUCGAAACUUAGAGAACUGGAUAUAAAACGGAAUAUGAGAUAUGCUAGCUAUAGUGAGAAUCAAUUAGAUUAUAACUUACCAGGGGCCAGUCUUAUAAAUUUGGAGGAACUUGUUAUUGACUUAGUUUGCUUUCCCAAAUUCAAUUCAAGUUUUCAGAAGAUGAGCAACCUACAAACGCUUAUAUUCGAUGAUUGUUUUAUUUGUUACCUCAGCAAUGAAACGUUCAUGAAUUUUCCUCAAACCGUAAAAGAAUUACAAAUGAGGAGCUGUCAAUAUUUCUUUGUGGUUGAAAUUGAUGCAUUGAAAUAUUUUCCCAUGUUGCGCAUUCUCGAUAUUAACGAUACCCCAAUCAGUUUAAGUCAGGCGUUACAAAUGGUUUAUCCAUUACAAAACACGAAUAUGGAUAUCAUCAAUUUCCACCAUGUUUCUGUAGAAAAUUCGAAAAUUUAUCCUUAUGACGUCAUUUUGACUCCGAAGUUAAUGGAGUAUAUAUCAACGAUCUGUAUCAAAAUUCUUGAUAUCUCUGAAAAUAGCAUAUGUUCCAUAAGCAACAAAUCUCUAAUUCUGUUUCAGCACCCGCAAUGCUUUGAACAGUUAAUUUUAUCAGCAAACAGAUUAGGAUUAGGAUAUUUUAUCUCAGAUUUCGUGAGUUUCGUUUACCGUAUGACGAAUUUAACUCUGUUUGAUAACUCAUAUGUUCCGCUGGAAUAUAAGAAUCCUCAGUUUUUACAUGACAGCCAAACUUUGAAUUUGAGAGUUAAAGACAGCAGUAUUUCUAAGGGUAAUUUUGAAAAACCAUCUUUUACGUUUCAUAUACCUAAAAAUCUAAAAUAUGUUAGAAUAUCUCACGUUAUGGCAAGAAACUACGUAAAAAAUAUAGAUAUAUCAAACACUUUGCUUGCAACACUAGAUUUUUCAUAUUACAAUACGGAUAUGUUUCCGCGUUUUAUAUGUGAUGGUUUUAACAAUCUCGAAUAUCUUGACAUAUCGGGAAUAGAGUCAACAAAAACAUUCGGUCAGUUCCCAAUCUUAAAACAUCUCAAGAUUCUAAAAAUGGCACAAAGUCAAUUAUAUAAAUUAAUUCCACAAAACGUAUCAAUUUUUAAUUGGACUACGUACUUGACUUCUUUGGAUGUUUCGCAUAAUUAUUUGUGGUACCUUGGUGAGAAAUCUUUCGAAGGAUUAAAUUCAUUGACUUCGUUAAACGUUUCAAAUAAUAUGUUUCAAACUAUUCCGCGGGUAAUCAUGUCUUUUGCUCAUUUAACUGAAUUGGAUUUAAGUUUUAAUCUACUGUCGAUGCUGGAAGAUGACUUAACAGUCUGGAUUAAUGUUCAAAACAAACAUUUUGGACAUUUCAAACUGUACCUACAAGGGAAUGCCUUUAUAUGUACGUGUGAAACUGCAAAUUUUUUGACCUGGAUUUUUGAUACAAAAGCAAGCUUAGACUUGGAUAAAAACUACACAUGUCGUCUGCCUGGCGGUGGAAAUAAUUUCACUAAAAAUGUGACAGAAGAAUAUCACAAUUACUUUUCUGCCUGCAACGCCGCAUUAUGGGUGAAACUUGGAGUUUCUCUUCUAACUACAAUAUGUUUCUGUAUAAUGUGUAUAACCUUAGUAUAUAAUUUCCGAUGGAGAAUACUUUUCUAUUUUCAUCGAAAAUUCCUCAUUAUCGUGGAAAAAGGCCUUGAAGUUAAUUUCAAGUAUGACGUUUAUGUUUCAUACUCGGAUGAUGGCGCUUUUUUCAUUAAGAAUAUUCUACAACCUACUAUUGAACAUCGAUGGGGAUUGAGAAUGUGCUGUGAAGAUCGAGACUUCGAUGUAGGUGCAUCCAAUUUGGAUGUUAGAGCUCGAUCCAUAAAUAAAAGUAGGCACAUAAUAUUUGUCAUUACACCAUCUUUCAUCACACGUGAAUGGAAUCAUUUUGAAAUUGAAAGAGCAAAGUAUGAAAAAUUUACAAAAGAUUUACAAAAAAUUGUUGUUAUAGCACACAAAACCUCGCUACAAAAUACUCCGUCGGAGCUAAGUACGAUCUGGAACGAUGUGUGUGUUAUUGAAUGGCCAGAAGAAGGAGGCGAAUUGUUUACAGUUUGGCAAAAGCUAAGACUAUGGCUCUUUUAAUAUAUCUGCAUCUUUUCGAUUUUAUUAUGUUUCGAGCAGUUAUAUCAGAGAAACCGUGGAUAAAAAAUACAUCCGAAAUAAAUUGGAAACGUAAUUGAUUUUGUAUGCGUUUUUAGA